Aspergillus puulaauensis is the source of this 567-nucleotide messenger RNA. Its product is annotated as oligoribonuclease. Lineage: Eukaryota; Fungi; Ascomycota; Eurotiomycetes; Eurotiales; Aspergillaceae. Gene Ontology annotation, molecular function: 3'-5'-RNA exonuclease activity; nucleic acid binding. Gene Ontology annotation, cellular component: mitochondrion. The coding region runs from base 1 to 567 and encodes 188 amino acids. The record is from RefSeq and is a predicted model, not a curated record. The transcript is spliced from 2 exons.
AUGCCUCUCUCACGCUCCUCCGAUCCUUUAGUAUGGAUCGACUGCGAGAUGACGGGACUCGAUCCCAAAACCGACCAAAUCCUCCAAAUCUGCUGCUUCGUGACCGACGCCAACCUCAACCUUCUUGACACCACGGGCUUCGAAACUGUCGUCCUCGUUCCACAGGCCGUGCUGGAUUCCAUGUCACAGUGGUGCAUUGACACCCACGGCCGCACGGGACUAACAGCGCGGGUGCAAAACUCAACCGUGACGCCCGACGCCGCGGCCGCCGAACUCCUUGCCUACAUCAAGCGAUACGUACCGAAACCGCGAACGGCGCUGCUAGCAGGGAAUAGUGUGCAUGCAGACAAAGCGUUCCUGGCGUGUGGACCGUACGCGACAGUGCUGGAGUGGCUGCACUAUCGGAUUGUGGAUGUCAGUACAAUCAAGGAGGUUGUCAGGCGGUGGGGGGAUGAGGGGCUGUUAAGCAGCGUCCCGCCCAAGAAGGAGGUGCAUGAGGCCAGGGAGGAUAUUCUGGAGAGCAUUGAGGAGAUGAAAUACUACAGGGGGGUUCUUUUUAGUAAAUAA